This is a messenger RNA of Nycticebus coucang (slow loris), 845 nucleotides long. RefSeq names its product TEN1 subunit of CST complex (gene TEN1). Gene Ontology annotation, biological process: negative regulation of telomere maintenance via telomerase. Gene Ontology annotation, cellular component: CST complex. NCBI's taxonomy places the organism in Eukaryota, Metazoa, Chordata, Mammalia, Primates, Lorisidae. The transcript is spliced from 5 exons. Bases 187 to 597 code for a protein of 136 amino acids. The record is from RefSeq and is a predicted model, not a curated record. Gene Ontology annotation, molecular function: telomeric repeat DNA binding; single-stranded DNA binding; telomerase inhibitor activity.
GCCUCUUCUCCUUCACCGCGGCCACACGGCGCGCGAACCACCGCCACCAAGGCGUAAGAGGACACUGCGCCCCGACCGUGCGAAUCCUCCGCUCGGGCCACUGGAGGCCCCCAAGCGGCCUCUGGGAAAAGGGACCCCGUAAAAAUUUCUGGCUGGGGCUGGAUUUGAACCCACCACCUCCAGCAUAUGGGGCCGGCGCCCUACUCAUUCGAGGCACUGGAGCCACUGAUGCUGCCAAAACCUGGGAUCUAUUAUCUCCCCUGGGAGGUCAGUGCUGGCCACAUUCCUGAUGGGAGCACAUUAAGAACAUUUGGCAGGUUGUGCCUCUACGAUGUGACCCAGUCCAGAGUGAAGCUGUUGGCCCAGCACGGAUCUGAUCAGCACCAGCUGCUGGUCUGUACCAAGCUGGUGGAGCCGUUCCAAGCGCAGGUGGGCUCGCUGUACCUUGUCCUGGGGGAGCUCGAGUACCAGGAGGACAGAGGCUGCGUGGUGAAGGCCAGAGUGCUGACUUGUGUAGAAGGGAUGAAUGCGUCCCUGCUAGAGCGAGCCAUCCAGGAGCAGAGGCGGUACCAGCAGGAGAGGGGCAGCGGCCCGUAACAACACUCCCACAGCUUCUCCUGAGGCCAAACCUGCAGGAACUAUGGAGCCCCAGAGAGGUGUCCGUGCUUCCCGAGUGACAGCCUUUGUCUGGAGCCAGAGCAAUGGGGGACAGGGUGGAUAAUCCAGCUCCUUCCCCUAAUUUGAGGUUGGCCCAGGAAUGAGGGCCCAGAGAGCAGGUGCCUGAAUCUGACACCCCCAAGGAGAUUGCAGGUGGCUGAGCUCUAGGAACUGGGGCUGUGCCUCGU